This is a messenger RNA of Pectinophora gossypiella (pink bollworm), 3921 nucleotides long. Its product is annotated as calcium-independent phospholipase A2-gamma-like. The transcript is spliced from 11 exons. Gene Ontology annotation, cellular component: membrane. The coding region runs from base 487 to 2244 and encodes 585 amino acids. Lineage: Eukaryota; Metazoa; Arthropoda; Insecta; Lepidoptera; Gelechiidae. Gene Ontology annotation, biological process: arachidonate metabolic process. The record is from RefSeq and is a predicted model, not a curated record.
GCUCAGUAAUAUUUCUACCCGUGCGCAAAACGUGACUAUUUAUAAAAACUUUUUAUAGACCAAGGAAGUGACUUUUGAAAGUGAUAGUGCAAGAAUACGAGCGUACACUCGGACUCUAUUAUCGUUUGUUUUGUUUUGCUCAAGUUGGUAGCACUGAUCGCGCGAUUUGACGUCAUCCGUCAUUGAUUUAUUUAUAUUUUUCUGAUUAGUUUGCCAAGGUUUUUAACGCCAAAGAUACAGUAGUUGCAGCAGUGUUUCGCCGCGGACUCUUUGCCAGUGAUAGCUAGAAAAUCCAGACAGUUCUACGCGUGCACUGUGAGAUAAAAUACGAAAACAGUGGCCUACGUGACUUCAGUGUUUGUUUUUUGAAUUUUACGUGUUUGUGAAGGCAAAACCAGUUUGCGAGGGCUUCUGUCUCUAUUACGUUGUACACGGAAUAUAACAACAUACUUUACAUGUUUAAAAAGUGACGAUAAAGUGGUGAAAAUGUCUUCUUUGGGUGGUCAGUGGAGGGUUAUCAGGCAUUACUUGUCUCUGAGCAAUCUGAAUGCAGAAGUUGAGAAACUGGUUCAGAAGAUCAAGCCAGCUUCUCCCGAGCAAUGGGAGAAUCUAAUCCGGAGAUUUGAGAAAGCAAUUUCAAUAAGAUUAUCGCAGGAAGUAAAAGAAAUAGACGCAGCAAAGGAAGGAAUUAAAACCAGCAGAUUGGAAGCAACAACUGUUGAAGCAGACUCAAAAACGAAAGACCUACAGAAAACUGAUAAGGCCGAUGAAAAGAACCAAGAGGGUUUGACGAUGGGCUCGGAGGCUAAAGAGAUCACCAUCGAAGGGUUUCUGCAAGGUUUGAAGCUGAAAAAAGACCUGCAUUUUGGGAAAAUCUCGGAACAAAGUUGGAAAUCGAAUAAACCUAUUAUAACUAAGACAUCAAUCCAUUCGCGAACAGCGUAUGUGAUAUCCGCAAUAGUGACCGCGGAGACAGCGGAAUGUCUACUCAAGAGGACUGAACAUCUGAUAGACCACCUGCAACAGUAUCCAGAGGCGAGGGAUUAUGCUAUUAAGGAAGGCGCAGUCCGAGCUCUCCUCAGGGUACAACGAAGGCUAAAAGAUGAAACGCCGAUCACUAAAGAAGUCGGAGGCAUUGUUAAUGAGGCGUUAGCCCUAAUGGGCUACACAGGCCCCACAAAAGGCCCAGGCCCCAACAUCCUGUCUAUCGACGGCGGUGGUAUCCGGGGCAUCAUCGCAAUUGAAGUCCUGAGACACCUGGAGAGGCUCACCGGUCGUCGAGUACAGGAUAUGUUCGAUUAUAUCAUAGGGGUCAGCACUGGGGCCAUUAUUGCCGCUGUUAUUGGUAGCGGUGUAGGGAACCUGGAAACUGCGAACCAGAUGUAUCACACGCUAUCAAAGAAAAUGUUCGGAAAUACGUCGGUGAUUGGCGGCACAUCUCGCCUAGUAUGGACUCACUCGUACUACGACACGGAGGCUUGGGAGAAACUGUUGCAAGAGAACCUUCAGGACUGCACUCUCACUGAAUGCAACAGGCGUAAUACACCUAAAAUGGCGCUAGUAUCCUGCGUAGUGAACACAGGCUCUCGUCUCACACCAUUCUUGUUCCGCUCCUAUGAGAAUGGGUUCAGAGUCCGCUCCGUGUUCCCCGGCACGUCGCGGGCGCGCGUGUGGCACGCCGUAAGGGCGUCGGCCGCGGCGCCGACUUACUUCAACGAGUUCAGAUUGCACGGAUUGUUGCAUCAGGACGGCGGCAUAAUGGUGAACAACCCGACAGGCGUCGGUCUCCACGAGGCGAAACUACUAUUCGGCGCGGACACACUCAAGAACGGAACAAUAAUCUCCGUAGGCACAGGACAAGCUUUAAACAAACACCUGGACUACCAGCUGUUGAGCAAGGGGCUAAGUAAAGACACGUCAGGGACAAGUUGGAAGGACAAAUUCAAUAAGAUCUUGGAUUCGGCUACUGAUACCGAAGGCGUGCAUCUAGUUCUAAACGACCUUCUUCCACCGGGAACAUACUUCCGAUUCAACCCGCCUUUAAUGCAAGAAUGUGCAAUGGACGAAAUCAACCCGGAAAAACUGGCCAACUUAGUCACAGACACAAACGCUUACAUACGAAGAAACCAACACAAAUUCGAACAAGCCGCCGCUAUGCUGAUCAGGAAACGAACCAUUACCCAGAGAAUAAUGGACUACGUACAUUACCAGAGCCAAAUUACAGGUGUAAUACAAAAUAACUGACGUUUAAGGAAACAGCAAGAUUACACUUGCUGAAUUUUCCAUGAAAUGAACGGUUCGAAUACACUCCAUAAAUGUUUGCAAUAAAACGAAAGCUCCCGUUGUAGUUUUUAAAAAGUUUGUGUCAAAAUGGCGGCUAAUCUAAAGAGCUGAAUCGUUUUAAAUGGUUUUAUAGGUUAGAGUGAAAGUCAGUGUUAACUUAAAGUUUUUGUAGAAAGUUGUAGAUGUUUAUAGAAUUAUAGAUGAUAAAAUGUUAUCUAUAAGUCUAGUAUUGUCGUGAUCGUAAGUGCAAUAAGAAAAUAAAGCAAAAACGCGGCAAAGUAUGCUCAAAAAUUCAAAAUGGCGUGUUGACGUCAAUUUUCGCGAUUCAUUUUGGCGCCUACAGUUUACAAAAGUUUUUUUUUAACACUUUGCUUAUUUGUACUUUUACACCAAUACUUUUUUAUAAAGAAACUUUUGUACAUUUGUUACAAAUAAAAAAAUCGUAAAAUUAUCGAAUAUUUGCAAUAAAUUUCGUUUAUUAUAUUAUAGACUUAGGGCAAGUGAAUAUUUGUUUAAAUAGUAUAUAAAUAUAUUAUUGAACAUUGACGUUUUUUAAUGUUGUUAGAGAAACAUUUCAUUGCAUUUUUGUAAUUUUAAUCAAUCGUUGUACCUUAGUAGUUAGUAAAGAAUACAUAUUAGAAAUAGCAAUACUUACUUGGAAACCUCGAGGUGCAGUCAGUGAUGAAAUGCAACUAAAAAUACCUACUUAAAACUCCACUAUCUUUUUUCUUAAAUUGCUUGAAUAGUUCAAGUAUUUAAGGUCUUUUCACAUUGACACUGUGAUGUUUACUUUAUUAUUUUCAUUUAUGUAAUAGUAUAUUGUAUUUAGAUUUAAUGAGUAGUUAUGUAUGUAUAAGGGUGAGAUAAAUUGAUCUAUAAAAGCGUUAUUACCGAAUCUAAAGAUUUGUAGAAGAAAUAUUGACACGUUUUUAAUACUGAUUGCAUCUUUAAAAGUUGUAAUGUAAUAUUAUUAAGAAUUAAAUAUGACUAUACCUGUAGAUAAUGUGUUUAUAAAUUCACUGUAUUCUAGUCAACAUAGAAACAUAUUAAAUAUGCUAAUACAAACAUUUUUUUUGUAAAAAAAACCAGAUAUAAAAAUUUAAAGUAAUAUUUUUUUUGUCUAUGACGUUGGCAGAAUCAUCGUUUUAAACGUUUUGGCCAUAAAAACAAUAGCUUUUUUUCAUAAAAAAGUUUUAUCACGGAACAUUACGAGAGGCUGUAUGAUUUUGAACCUUAGCCUUUUCAUAAAUGGACGAGUAUUGUAAGAUUUAAAAACAUAUUUUAUUUUUUUACAAAUAGGUAUGUUUGUUUCGUUAAAUAUAUUUAGAUUAAAUCGAUGGCUGUCAGAAUAAUAGAGUGUUUCUCGCACAAAGCUGUAGUUAUACUCUUUCUAUCCAUGCUGUCAAAUUAAUCAAGCUAUUUAACGAAGUAUAGCCAUUUCGUCAUUAAAUUCUUAAUAGUUUAUAGCCUAUUUUAGAGUAGGUAUAGAAAAAACUUGUGGAGUAGCUAAGCAUCACUUUCUAGUUCCAUUUAUAUUAUUAUAGUCGCUAUGUACGUCGCUGUACGUAUAAAUAGUUAGAUUUUACAAUUUUGUUAGCUAUCCAAAUGUGAUAUAAUAAAUGAAUAAUAACGUAGAAA